This is a messenger RNA of Misgurnus anguillicaudatus (oriental weatherfish), 2732 nucleotides long. It is a transcript of the gene sars2, whose product is annotated as seryl-tRNA synthetase 2, mitochondrial. Lineage: Eukaryota; Metazoa; Chordata; Actinopteri; Cypriniformes; Cobitidae. The record is from RefSeq and is a predicted model, not a curated record. Gene Ontology annotation, biological process: seryl-tRNA aminoacylation. Gene Ontology annotation, molecular function: serine-tRNA ligase activity; ATP binding.
AACGCAUAAAUAACGAUUUUAUUGUGUAAGGCUUUUAGCCACCAAAUUAAUUUUGAAUGUAGUCACUAAAGCAGAGGUGGAGAAUCCACUGUCCUGAAGGGCCACUGUCCUGCAGAAUUUAGUUCUUGCCCUAAUUAAACACACCUGAAAAAUCAAAUCAAAGUAUUUUACUUUGUACAUUUCAGUAAUAUUUACAGAAUAAUACAUUUGCUUGUUACACUAACAGGAAUAUUUUUGUUUUACAAUCGCGUUUUGGCUAAAGAAUCCUAUCGGCCCCCGUAGUCAAACUGUAGUCAACUUAUCCAGCAUGGCGUCCGCCGUAAGGACAUCCACACGAUUUUGCUCACUAGUUCUGCUCACGUCUAGAAGACAGAAUGUCAACAGUAUAUUUCGAUGGUCCUGUCGGCCAUGCUCUUCUCGGUCAGUCAGGAGCAGUCUUUAUGAGCACAUACGAGAAGGGUACAGUCAUAAACCCGAGCUGGAUAUGCGCCGGGUGUGCGAGGAUACAGAGACCGUGAUGGCAGAGGUGGAGAAUCGCAAAGGUGAUCUGCGCGCAGCUGAUGUCGGCCUCAUAAUCACAGUAUGGAAGAAAUUACAGAAUGUGCAAAAAGAAAUAUCAGAAUUGGAGAAAAGAAAAGAUGUAAUCAGUGCAAAAGUCCGUGCUAUUGUGGAUUCACAUGACAAGUCUACUCUGUCUAGUCUUGUGGAGUACAGGGCUUUUCGAGAGGAGGGCAGAGAGCUCAGAGAGAGACUGACUCAGCUGUAUUUACAAGAAAGUGAACUGGAGAAAGAGCAUUAUUGUCGUGCUCUAAGGCUGCCCAACAAAACACAUCCCAGUGUGCCAAUAGGAGAUGAGAGCCAUGCAAGAGUAGUUGAAUUGGUCGGUCAGAGACGAGAAUUUGAUUUCAAACCUAAAGGCCAUCUGGAAAUUGGAGAACGUCUUGACAUCAUAAGGCAAAGACGGCUUGCUCAUGUAUCAGGUCACAGAUCUUACUACCUGAGAGGGGCAGGGGCCAGACUUCAGCUGGCCUUGCAAAAUUUUGCUAUGGAUCUUCUUUAUAAACGGGGCUUUAUUCCCAUGGUUGUUCCUGAUAUGUUAAAAGGAGUGGUUUUUGAGGGUUGUGGGAUGCAACCUCAUGCUCAUAAAUCACAGGUGUACUCUCUGGAUCCCACCAGCUUUCCUGAUCUUAAUCUUGCUGGUACAGGAGAAGUUGGGAUAGCAGGCUAUUUCAUGGAUCAUGCUGUAAAUUUGAAGGAUCUACCCAUCAGGAGUGUUUGUAGUAGCACAUGCUAUCGAGCAGAAACAGACACUGGCAGAGAGCCGUGGGGUCUCUACAGAGUUCAUCAUUUUAACAAGGUUGAAAUGUUUGGUGUGACCGCAAAUGAGACGGGAGAGGAGAGUUCACAACUGCUGGAUGAAUUCGUUUCAUUACAGAAGGAGAUUUUCUCAUCCCUUCAGCUUCAUUACAGAGUCUUGGAUAUGCCAACUCAAGAACUUGGGCGUCCUGCUUACAGGAAGUUUGAUAUUGAAGCGUGGAUGCCAGGCCGCGGCAGCUUCGGAGAGAUUUCCAGUGCAUCAAACUGCACAGACUACCAGAGUCGACGCCUUAAUAUUCUCUAUGAGGCAAAUGAUGGACACCUUAAGUAUGCACAUACGGUAAAUGCAACAGCCUGUGCUAUUCCCCGUACCAUCAUUGCCAUAUUGGAGACACAUCAGACCAAGGAAGGGACGGUUCGUGUUCCUGAUGUCUUACAGCACUACCUCGGAUUGGAAGUGAUUGAGAAACCUACAUACACUCCUAUUAAAUAUAUUGGACCCAACCAGCCGAAGCGUCAAACCUCAAAAUAACUCUUCAUAGAAUACCAGACUUCAAUAAAGUAGUUUUUUGCUGUAUUUUGAAGAAUAGUACACUUUAAAAAAAUGCUUGGUUAUUUUCAACCCAGCAUUGGGUCAAAACGGGACUAACCAGGCAGCUGGGUUAAAAUUAACCCUCAAAAUAUUUAUCUUUGACCCAACAAUGGGUUCAAACAACCCAGCAUUUUGGGUUGAAACUAACCAAUUUUUGUCAAGUCAAGUGUAUGUAAAAUCUGUAUUUUCCAUAUUCAUCAAACAUGUUGUUGUUCAUCCAAGCACCUGGAGAAGAUAAAGAAUAGAUCGUCUCAUCUUCAGGGCAUGUGACAAAUGACAUUGUGACACGUAUGCACACAAACAACUGCUAUGGCAGUUCAGGCCACUCCAGACCUCCAUGUGCCUCUCUUUCCAAAGCUGGAUUAAUGAUGGCUUCCUUCUUAUCCUGUCUUUACUUCUCAUCCUCCCAGUCUCAUCGGGCCUCGGUUGCUUCUUUACAAGCAUUGCCUCCAUAAAGUCCAUGUCAUCCUCAACCCUUCAGUUGCUGUCUUCACUCAUCAGGAUUAAUGCUGCAGCGUCGUCUGAACUCCUGCCCGUACUCAUGGACCCACUUGUUGGCAACUGAGAACAAGGGCGAGAUGUUUGUGUAAAAUGCUUACAAUAUCACAGCUAAGGAUUACACAACAAUUUCUAUUUGCCAGACCAUAUGCCUCAUAUAUUUUUGAUCUACGACAUCUUGGCUCUUACUGAUAUUUGGAGCGAGAAUGAGUUGUGAAAUGUUAACAUCUGAGAAAUAUUCAGCAGGCCAUGCUGAAAUGUUACAGUAUAUAAUGGAUAAAUUUAUGUAUAUGAUAUUUUAUAUAAAUGAUCAUUCAAAGCUCUU